CACAUGACAUGAGCAGUGCCCCAAAUGAUGACUGUGAGAUCGACAAGGGAACACCUUCUACCGCUUCACUUUUUACAACGCUGAUGCUCAGUCAACCAUCUUCUUCUACAGCUGUUUUACAGUGUACAUAUUGUGGAAGCUCGUGCACAUCUUCCCAAUUGCAAACAUGUUUAUUCUGUGGAACAGUGGCUUAUUGUUCCAAGGAGCACCAGCAACUCGAUUGGCUAACACAUAAAAUGAUAUGCAAGUCACUUCAAACAAGUGGCAUGGUGCCAAGUAAUUUGAUGCCUCAGGCAGCACCUGCUGUUAUGGCUCCAAUUCCACCUACUGUUUCGUUUGAUGAUCCUGCACUUACCACGUCACUUCUUCUAUCUCUUCAAAAUAAUCCAAUUCUGAAUCAAACUAUUUCAAAUUUUCCGCCAACAUUUUCGAUCACAUCGAAGACCGAACCAGAGCCAUCGAUUCCAAUCCAAAUUCCACAAAGGAUAUCAUCAACAAGUACAGUACCGUUCAGUAGUGAAGGAAGUGCAUUCAAACCAUACAGAAAUACGCAUGUGUUUAAUUCAAUUUCUUCUGAAUCAAUGUCUUCCAUGUGCACAUCACAUGAAGCAUCACUUGAACACAUGUCAUCAGCUUCCCUUGCAAUGUUCCCAACAAGUAGUACUGCUCAAAGUGAUAUCAGUAGACUCGCUCAAGUUUUGAGUCUUGCUGGAGAUUCACCAGCUUCGUUGGCUCUUGUCACAACUUCGGUACCGUCAACUGCUUCCACAGCAACUAUUCCACCUCCAGCGACAACGACAAGUUCAGCUACAAGUUCAGGCAAAAGCGAGACAAUAACUGUUGGAAAAGAAAAGAUAAUUCAAACUGAUGAUCCGGAUAUUCAGAUCAUCGAAACAGAAGGUGGAUCAAAACCAACGGUAUCCAGAACACGGAAACGACCAACUCCUUCUAACUCCGCUGACCCAAAAAUUAAUUACAAGGAUCACAAUAAGAAUGUCGUUUACUCGACAACCCUCCAAGAACAUCAGAAGCAUCUUCAGAAUCGUGGUCUCGCACUAAGCAUUCACCAAGCAAUGGUUCUACGGUUAAGAUACAUUGCCGAGCAUGUGAUCAGAAGCCUGAAUGAGUUUGGAUGGGCCGUUGUUGACAAUUUUCUGGGCUCGGAUCACUACAAAUUUACCGCGAAAGAAAUUGAGCGACUCUAUGAACGGGGACUCUUCAGCCCUGGUCAGUUGAUGGAAGCAAAACACAAAGACGAAUUUCACAUCAAAGAUAUUCGAUCUGACCACAUUUACUGGUAUGAUGGUUAUGAUGGACGUGCCAAGGAUGCUGCAACUGUUCGUCUAUUGAUUUCAAUGAUUGAUUCUGUAAUUCAACAUUUCAAAAAACGAAUUGAUCAUGAUAUUGGAGGACGUUCUCGUGCAAUGCUUGCCAUCUAUCCUGGAAAUGGAACUCGUUAUGUGAAGCAUGUAGAUAAUCCGGUAAAAGAUGGAAGAUGUAUAACCACUAUUUAUUACUGUAAUGAAAAUUGGGAUAUGGCAACUGAUGGUGGUACUCUCAGAUUAUAUCCAGAGACUUCAAUGACUCCAAUGGAUAUUGAUCCAAGGGCUGAUCGUCUGGUAUUCUUCUGGUCCGAUCGUCGCAAUCCUCAUGAAGUCAUGCCAGUCUUCCGUCAUCGUUUCGCAAUUACUAUUUGGUAUAUGGAUAAAUCCGAAAGAGAUAAGGCUUUGGCAAAAGGAAAAGAGUCAGAUGCGGCAUGUGCUUCAAAGAAAGAGAAUGAUCCAACAAGCUCUUCACUAAAUUCCCUUAUUGGAUCACUUUUGAGACCACGGAAAAAUCCAAGUACUCACGAUUUAUCAAAACUUGACCUUCGACUCUUCCCGUCCACAUCAUCCGAUCCAGCUCUGGUAUCUGCAGCAGAUGAAGAUAGAGUUGACAUCUCUGCCGACUUUCAAUCCACUUCAAGUCUGGCUCAUCCGGAAUCUACUGACUCGGGAGUAUCUCUCUCCACCUUCAAUGUCGCUCAUAAUCACAUGGAACGUACUACCAGUCUCCAGUCGAUCUCCGAUCAUUUCCGUUCCGAAAGAUCACACGAACGUCGCAGCUCAACAAGCAGCGAUCAAGAUCUAGACGAAGGGCUCCCACCACCUCCUUCCACAAACCCAGAGUAUUACAUCUGAAGUUUUUCUGGUUUUUGUUACUUUCUAUAUAUAUAUAUGUCACCUUCAUUCAAUACGGGUAAAGUCAAUCUUGAAAUUCCGAUUCCCGAGAAAAUCAUUGUCAUUCGAGUUUUUUUAUGUAUGGACUCUACAAAUUAUUAUCUCGACUUUUCCAUGUGAGAUAGAGUACCAAUUCAACAUGGUUUUUAUUUUCUUUGGGUACAAUUUUCUACAAUUUAACGAGUGAUCCCUUCUCUUUUCCCCUUCCAAAUUCCAUUAAUUGUGAUAAGUGCAGAAUACAAAAAAAAGAAUUAUAUCAGACUUCUUCUCCCAGGAUCAAAGUUCUCCCAUUUUUAAUUGUAAUAAUUUGAAUAUAAUUUCCCUGUAACUUUGGUCUCCCGUUCUCUGUCACUCUCUUCCAUCUCCCUACGCGCAUAUGCAUGUCCAAUAAAAAACAAAUCAAUGUUUCAAA
Caenorhabditis elegans is the source of this 2631-nucleotide messenger RNA. It is a transcript of the gene egl-9, whose product is annotated as Hypoxia-inducible factor prolyl hydroxylase. The record is from RefSeq and is marked reviewed. Gene Ontology annotation, molecular function: oxidoreductase activity, acting on paired donors, with incorporation or reduction of molecular oxygen; hypoxia-inducible factor-proline dioxygenase activity; L-ascorbic acid binding. Gene Ontology annotation, cellular component: nucleus; cytoplasm; dendrite. The transcript is spliced from 10 exons. The coding region runs from base 9 to 2180 and encodes 723 amino acids. Lineage: Eukaryota; Metazoa; Nematoda; Chromadorea; Rhabditida; Rhabditidae.